CAUCGAAAGUGAAAGUACAGAAACAGAGAGUGGAGACUUCCAACUGUCGUCCGGAGUUUACUGAACACUGAAACAUAAAGAAGGAAGUUUAAGAAGCUGAAGUCGGUCUCGUUGCUUUGCUGCACGUCUGUGCGUUUCAGGGUCGAGGAUGUGAUGUCCAAUGACAGAGCUCAGUGAAGAUGGAGCGCCCGACUGAUCCUGCUGUGAAGUUCCUGCAGCUUCUCCUUCUCCUGUUUGUUCCUCCUCUGACGUCUAGUCGAGCCUGGGCAGACUUGAUUUGUUCAAAGCAGCCAAUCACUGCGCUGCUUGGUGAUGACGUCACUCUGAGAUGUCACCUUGAGCCUCCCGUCAGUCUGAGUUCCGAGACCGUGUUGUGGACCAAACCCGAUGUGGAUCCCAAGUACGUCUAUUUUCAUGAGAAUGGACGUCAGGUAGAGCACGUCCAGAACCCGUCUUAUCGUCACCGCACACAACUGUCAGUGGAAGAACUGACGAGUGGGAACGUCGCCAUGAAACUCGACAGAGUGGGACUCUCUGACGCAGGAAGAUAUCAUUGCAUCCUUAAAUCAACGAAGAAGGAAGCAUCGCUCCUACUAACUGUUGGCGCUGCGUCCAGGCCUUCUGUUGAAGUCGUCAGUAUUAAAACAGGAAGUGUGGUUCUCCACUGUAAGGCUGAAGGUUGGUACCCGGAGCCUGAGCUGUUCUGGUUGGACUCAGAGAGAAAGAAUCUCCAUUCUGGACCUCCACAGACAGUCAGAGGUCCUGAUGGCCUCUACACCUUUAGCAGCACGUUAGCAGUCGAGAAGAAACAAGGAAACAUCUUCACCUGCAGAGUCCAACAGAAGAACAUCACCCAGACGAGAGAGACGCUCAUAACAGUGGAUUUCUUUGAGGAGCAGCAGAAUCUCAGUACUCUCAUCAUCAUCGGCUUCAUCGCCAUUCUGGCAGGACAAUGCAUCAGCGCCAUCUACAUCAAUUGGAAGCUGGGUAGCAUUUAUAAGCUCACGGAAGAACAAAGGCGUAGGCUGGAAAAUGGAUGGGUGCCAAGACAACAGAUGGAUAGGCGAAAUGAUCAACCUUUGGUUCAUUGAUGAAGCGGACACUUGUUAAGUUCAGUUAUUUACUUGGCCAUGUUCACACAACUACUAACCCUGCGCAUGCACACUUCAUAUUAGAACAGAGUUGCAUUCAGGUGAAUCACGUAACACUGUGUAUCAUGAAUUACUAUGUGGUCAAUAUACCACAGAC
Messenger RNA from Labrus mixtus (cuckoo wrasse), 1248 nucleotides. RefSeq names its product butyrophilin subfamily 1 member A1-like. The record is from RefSeq and is a predicted model, not a curated record. Bases 180 to 1091 code for a protein of 303 amino acids. The transcript is spliced from 6 exons. NCBI's taxonomy places the organism in Eukaryota, Metazoa, Chordata, Actinopteri, Labriformes, Labridae.